AUGGCCUCCAAGCUGCGAAUCUUCGCCUUGUUAUAUUACUUGGCAGUGGCGGUCUUCGGCUUGUUGAUUGCAGCCUGGCUGUCCAGCAUCCAUCGCACGCCGCUGCCGCGGGAGGAGAUCGAUGCGCUGGCACAGGUAGCGGCCGUGAAAGCGUGGUCAAAGGGCACCGUCCAGCUCAGCGCAGAUGGCACACUUGAGGCAGAGGCGCAAAGAUUCGCCUCCGCGUUGUCACAAGCAUUGGGCGGCGAGAUCGUCGUGACGGUAGCGCCGGCCUCAGCAGGCGAGCCUGCGUGUACCAACAAGGACAGCUCGCCGGAGUCCUGUGCAGAAGCCUUGGAGGCUUCUGCAGACGUUGCGCUUGUGCGCCACAAGUUUGAGCUGAUGUGGGUCGCCGCGGACAGCACGGCCUUGGUCUUGGGCACUGGGCGCCGCGCAUAUUUGCGCUGGCAGCGUGGGAAGCCGACAUUGGAGGAGCUGGCAAGCUCCACCGCCAAACUCCUGCAGGACAGCUGGUUUCGAAAAGUCUCGCUGGAUGGAGGGGCCUCGCUCUUCGAGAUCACUCCAGCGUACGUCUUUAGCUUCCUGCUCGUGGGCGACUGCGGGGCACGGGUGUCCUGGAGCUUCUUUGACGUUGUUCUCUUGCCGUAUUUGUCGCGACUGCUGGAGAAACUGAAAGUCCUCUUCGACAUCGAGGUGAAUUCUCAGGUGGUCAUGUGCGGCUCGCUGGGCAACUCAUUGGAGCCAAAGGAUCAGGACUCCCAGAGCGUGGUGGAUACGUCCAUGCUGCAGGCAGAUUUCAUGCGACGUACCGGUGAGUGGCCACCUGACGCCCUCACUCGCGACGCCCGGUGGCUGCCGCCGCUGGUGCGCCUGGUGGCCUUUAAGCCCUCCACCCCGGUGGUGCUGGCGGAUGACAAGGGUGAGGCUCAGUACUCCUUUGCAGUGCAGGGUUUUGGGGCAGUCGCCAUCGCACAUUGCGACACAGGCGCCAAUGCCAGCGGCGAGGUGACCGACUGUGAAGCCCAAAGAGUGGCUUCCGGCUGGAUCUCCAGCUUGCGUUCGUGGCUGUCCUUGCCUGCCAAUGAGUCAGUCACAGGCGCCGGAAUCGGCGAUGGCGUGUCGCUCUUGGCAGCCAGGCCCAGGAUGGAUGGCAUUUCCGACUGGGAGCUGCAGAUGCUGGCGCGAGCUGUUCACGGCCAUUUUGUCCAGAGGACUGCCGAGACCUUGCGCAGCUUGGUGGAGCUGGUCGACUCCCUACCAGAUGUGGUGGUCCGUGAGGAGAUCGGCGCAAUGGCGUUCAAGGCGGCAGCGAAAGCCCAGGCAUCCACUGAUGCGGCCGCAGCUGGCGACGUACAGCUUGCCCUUGCUGAGGCACGGGAGGCUUUGAUCCUGGCACUCACCGCCAUCCACGACGACUCCGUGGUCUCGCAGCUGUACUUCUCUUGGGAGUUCAAGUAUGCUGUGUAUUUGCCGAUCUCCAUGCCCAUCCUGGUGCCGCUUUCGGCCUCAGUUGGGCGCCAUUUGCGGUCCAUGCUCUUGGCUUGCCUCCGACGUGUCAAGCGAUGA
Molecule: messenger RNA, 1566 nt
Organism: Effrenium voratum
Lineage: Eukaryota; Dinophyceae; Suessiales; Symbiodiniaceae
Source: the annotation of a GenBank genome assembly